CUGCAAACUCCACCAGCGUUCCUCUGCUCAGGCCUGGCCCCACCCGGCCGGCAGCUGUUGCCACAUUUGCCUCCUGGAGGCCGGGGUGUCCUUGGUUCCCUGCCCACUCCCUACCCUGCCUGUUUCUCCCCCCCUGUGUACCCCAGGUGCCAGCAUGGUGGGGGAACUCCGCUACCGGGAAUUCAGAGUGCCCCUGGGGCCGGGCCUGCACGCCUAUCCCGAUGAGCUGGUGCGCCAGCGGGUGGGCAAGGACGGGCAUCCCGAGUACCAGAUCCGCUGGCUCGUGCUGCGGCGCGGGGACGAAGGGGAAGGGAGCACCGGCCAGGUGGACUGCAAGGCGGAGCACAUCCUGCUGUGGAUGUCCAAUGACGAGAUCUAUGCCAACUGCCACAAGAUGCUGGGGGAGGACGGCCAGGUCAUCGGGCCCUCGCCAGAGCCUGCGGGGGAGGCCGGGACCCUGGACAAAUCCGUGCUCCUGGAGAUGGAGACCGACGUGAAGUCCCUGAUUCAGCGGGCCCUGCGGCAGCUGGAGAACGGCGAGGGCGCCGCCCCGCCAGCCCCGCUGCUUCACACUGUCCACGUGCUCAGCGCCUACGCCAGCAUCGAGCCCCUCACGGGGGUCUUCAAAGACCCCAGGGUCCUGGACUUGAUCGUUCACAUGUUGAGUAGCCCCGAUUACCAGAUUCGCUGGAGCGCGGGCCGGAUGAUCCAAGCCUUGGCCUCCCACGAUGCUGCGACCCGGACACACAUCCUGCUGUCCCUGAGCCAGCAAGAGGCCAUCGAGAAACACUUGGAUUUUGACAGCCGCUGUGUCCUGCUGGCUCUUUUCGCGCAGGCGACACUCACGGAGCACCCCAUGUCCUUCGAGGGCAUUCAGUUCCCGCAGAUCCCGGGCAGGUGGCUCUUCUCCCUGGUCAAGCGGUACCUACUGGUCACGUCCCUCUGGGAUCAGCUGAAUGAGCACAUCCAGCCCCGAGCCCAGGACAGCUCCAACCCCGAGGAGCUGAGCGGGGAGCGGAGUCGCCUGGAACUGGAGUUCAGUAUGGCCAUGGGCACCCUGAUCUCGGAACUGGUGCAGGCCAUGCGCUGGGAUUGGGCAUCCAGCCGGCCGGGCCCAGUGGCACCGCCCGCCAGCUCCCAGCCGCAGCCAGCCGAUGCAGGCCUGGAGCUCCUGGGCGAGCAGGCCGCGCUGCCCUUCCGCAGGGCCAGGCGGUUCCGGCCGCGCACGGAGUUCGCCAGCGGCAACACCUACGCCCUGUAUGUGCGGGAGACGCUGCAGCCCGGCAUGCGUGUGCGGAUGCUGGACGACUAUGAGGACAUCAGCGCGGGCGAGGAGGGCGAGUUCCGGCAGAGCAACAACGGCGUGCCCCCCGUGCAGGUGUUCUGGAUGGCCACGGGCCGUACUCACUGGGUUCACUGGCACAUGCUGGAGAUCCUGGGCUUUGAGGAGGACAUGGAGGACGUGGCCGAGGAGGACGUGUACCAGAGCGCGGCGCUUGGUGGAUCUCUGGGUGCAGUCCUGCCCAUCUGGCGGUGGAGGCCCAUGGGGGAGCUCUACGCGGUCCCCUACGUGCCGCCCGAGGAAGAGGAGCCGGAGGAGACCGAGCACCUGUCCCAGGCCGAGUGGUGGGAGCUGCUGUUCUUCAUCAAGAAGCUGGAGGGCUCCAAACACCAGGAGGUGCUGCAGAUCCUCCAGGAGAACCUGGACGGGGAGAUUCUGGAUGACCAGCUCCUGGCCGAACUGGCCAUGCCCAUAGAGCUGGCCCAGGACCUGCUGCUCGCCCUGCCCCAGCGACUCAGUGGCGGCGCCCUCCGGGACCUCCUCACCUGCCGCAUCUACCGGAAAUUCGGGCUCCAGGCCCUGGCGGGACAGCCCGUCUACCCCUCCCUGCUGGCGGCCCCCACCCCGGAUGCAGCCAGAGGGAAAGCCAAGGACUCCCUGUCCGCGGGCACCCACACGCCCCUGCAGCGCCUGGCGGAGAGCUUUGGUUCAGCCGGGAAGAUCAUUCUGGAACUGGAGCACGUCCUGAGCGUGGAGAAGCCACAGGAGAGCGAGGUCAGGCCCAUCCUGCAGCAGCUUCUGCAGGAGCCGCAGCCCUUCCUGGCACUGAUGCAGAGUCUCGACUCGCCGCCUGCCAACAAGGCCCUGCACCUGGCCGUCCUCAGAGUCCUGCUGCGACUGGCGGAUGUCCCCGACGCCCCGCUGCUCCCCUGGCACGAGGCCAUGGAAGCCUGUGUGGCCUGCCUGCAGUCCCCCGACACUGACCGAGAGGUGCUGCAGGAGCUGAUCUCCUUUCUGCACCGCCUGGCCACGGUCAGCAGGGACUACGCCGUGGUGCUGAACCAGCUGGGAGCCCGGGACGCCAUCUCCAAGGCCCUGGAGAAGCAUCUGGGGAAGCUGGAGCUGGCCCAGGAGCUGCGGGACCUGGUGUUCAAGUGUGAGAAGCAUGCCCACCUCUACCGGAAGCUCACCACCAACAUCCUGGGGGGCUGCAUCCAGAUGGUGCUGAGCCAGAUCGAGGACCACAGACGCACCCGCCGACCCAUCAACGUCCCCUUCUUCGACGUCUUCCUCAGAUACCUGUGCCAGGGCUCCAGCGUGGAGGUGCGGGAAGACAAGUGCUGGGAGAAGGUGGAGGUGUCCUCCAACCCGCACCGGGCCUGCAGGCUGACCGACCGCAACCCCAGGACCUACUGGGAGUCCAACGGCACCGCCGGCUCCCACCACAUCACCCUGCACAUGCGCCAGGACGUGCCCGUCAGGCAGCUGAACCUCCUCGUGACCAGCGAGGACUCAAGCUACAUGCCCGCGCGGGUGGUGGUGUUUGGGGGCGAGGGCGUCAACUCCCUGAACACGGAACUCAACGCGGUGAACGUGCUGCCCUCGGCCACCCGCGUGAUCCUCCUGGAGAACCUGACCCGCUUCUGGCCCGUCAUCCAGAUCCGGAUCAAACGCUGCCAGCAGGGUGGUAUCGACACCCGCAUCCGGGGCCUGGAGGUCCUGGGCCCCAAGCCCACCUUUUGGCCCGUCUUCCGGGAGCAGCUGUGCCGGCAUACUCGCCUCUUCUACAUGGUUCGGGCGCAGGCCUGGAGCCAGGACAUCGUGGAGGACCGCAGGGGCCUCCUGCACCUGAGCAACAGACUCACUGGGGCUCUGCGCCAGGAGCAGAGUUUUGCUGACCGCUUCCUCCCCGAUGACGAGGCUGCCCAGGCCCUGGGCAGGACGUGCUGGGAGGCGCUGGUCAGCCCCCUGGUGCAGAACAUCACUACCCCGGAUGAGGAUGGCGUCAGCUCCCUGGGCUGGCUGCUGGACCAGUACCUGGAGUGCCGCGAGGCCGCCCACAACCCCCAGAGCCGCGCGGCUGCCUUCUCCUCGCGGGUGCGCCGCCUCACCCACCUGCUGGUGCACGUGGAGCCCUGCGAGGUGCCCCCCCAGGCCAAGGGCAGGAACCGAAGCCACGACUGGAGCUCGCUGGCCUCGCGGGGGCUCCCCAGCAGCAUCCUGCGGAACCUGACCCGCUGCUGGCGGGCCGUGGUGGAGGAGCAGGUGAGCAGCUUCCUGAGCUCGCACUGGCGAGACGACGACUUCGUGCCGCGCUUCUGCGAACACUACCACCACCUGCACAAGGCCAGCGCCGAGCUGUUCGGGCCGCGGGCCGCCUUCCUGCUGGCGCUGCAGAGGGGCUGUGCCGGGGCCCUGCUGAAGCUGCCCUUCCUGUCAGCGGCCCACGUGAGCGAGCAGUUUGCCCGCCACAUCGACCAGCGGAUCCAGGGCAGCCGCAUCGGCGGGGCCCGCGGGCUGGAGAUGCUGGCGCAGCUGCAGCGGUGCCUGGAGACGGUGCCCACCUUCACCGGGCUGGAGCUCGCCACCACCUUCGAGCACUACUACCAACACUACAUGGCGGACCGUCUCCUGGGCAUGGGCUCGAACUGGCUGGAGGGGGCCGUGCUGGAGCAGAUCGGCCUCUGCUUCCCCAACCGCCUCCCCCAGCAGAUGCUGCGGAGUCUGGGCGCCUCCGAGGAGCUGCAACGCCAGUUCCAAGUGUACCAGCUGCAGCGGCUGGAUCAGGAGCUCCUGAAGCUGGAGGACACGGAGAAGAGAAUGCAGGUGGGCGCCAGCGGGCCCGGGAAGCAGCACAAGGGGAGGAAGGAAGGGGAAACUGAGGAACCCGGGGCGGCUGCGGCGGCCGCGGGCUCCGAGGAUGAGGACGAGGACGAGGACCUGUACUACGAGGGCGCCAUGCCCGACGUGUGUGUGCUGGUCCUGACCCCCCGCUGCUGGCCCACUGCCUCCAUCUCCCACACUCUCAACCCCAGAGUCUGUCUGCCCGCCUACCUGAGAGGCACCUUGAACCGAUACUCCAACUUCUACCGCAAGAGUCACAGCUCCCCGGCCCUGGAGCAGGGCGGCCCGAAGCGGCUGCAGUGGACGUGGCUGGGCCGGGCGGAGCUGCAGUUCGGGGACCAGACCCUGCACGUGUCCACGGUGCAGAUGUGGCUGCUGCUGCAUCUCAAUGACGUGCAGGCCGUGUCCGUGGAGAGCCUGCGGGCACUGUCCGGGCUCUCUCCCGACAUCCUGGACCAGGCCAUCGGGCCCCUCACAGCCCCGCGAGGCCCCCUGGACCUGCAGGAGCCCAAGGACGUCCCUGGAGGGCUGCUCAGGGUCCGAGAGGACUGGGACGAGCCCCAGCCGAGGAGGGCCAGCGUGUGGCUCAUCCCGCCCCCGACGUACCAGAGCGCCGAGGACGAGGAGGGUCGCAGUAUGGAGAAGAGACGGAACCUUCUCAACUGCCUCAUCAUGCGCAUCCUCAAGGCGCAGGGAGACGAGGGCCUGCACAUCAACCGGCUGGUCUGCCUGGUGCUGGAGGCCUGGCAGAAGGGCCCGUGCCCGCCCCGGGGCCUGGUCAACAGCCUGGGCCGGGGGGCCGCCUGCAGCAGCACGGAUGUGCUGGCCUGUAUCCUGCAUCUCGUGGGCAAGGGCACAGUGAAGCGCCAGGAGGGCCGGCCGCAGAUGCUGUCCUACGCCGUCCCCGUGACGGUCCUGGAGCCCCACACGGAGUCCCUGAACCCCCGCUCCUCGGGCCCCAACCCCCCCCUCACCUUCCACACCCUGCAGAUCCGCUCCCGGGGCGUGCCCUACGCCUCGGGCACCGGCACCCAGAGCUUCUCCACCUUCCGGUAGCCCUGGGAGCUGGGCUGAAGGCUGGGUGGGGCCCGGCUGGUUACCCA
Messenger RNA from Sorex fumeus (smoky shrew), 5229 nucleotides. It is a transcript of the gene CUL7, whose product is annotated as cullin 7. NCBI's taxonomy places the organism in Eukaryota, Metazoa, Chordata, Mammalia, Eulipotyphla, Soricidae. Bases 155 to 5182 code for a protein of 1675 amino acids. Gene Ontology annotation, cellular component: Golgi apparatus. The transcript has 25 exons. The record is from RefSeq and is a predicted model, not a curated record. Gene Ontology annotation, biological process: ubiquitin-dependent protein catabolic process. Gene Ontology annotation, molecular function: ubiquitin protein ligase binding.